Molecule: messenger RNA, 1029 nt
Organism: Lathyrus oleraceus (garden pea)
Lineage: Eukaryota; Viridiplantae; Streptophyta; Magnoliopsida; Fabales; Fabaceae
Product: E3 ubiquitin protein ligase DRIP1
Exons: 4
Coding region: 132-998 (288 amino acids)
Biological process (GO): multicellular organism development
Source: RefSeq, a predicted model, not a curated record
UUAAAAACAGUGGAAAAGCAUGGCGUUCCAUAAAAGGGUGAAAGUGAACCAUCUUUCUUUAUCAAUUACCAAACAUAUUUCUUCAUAACCUUCUACUGUAGCACCAUAGCUUAUACUAUACUAUACACCCUAUGCACCUCACCAUGGCUUCUUCUUCUUCUCGCUCAUACCAAACUCAUCUUAAAAACACACAACAAGAUUUCAAUUUUCUCAAAGAUGAAAAAUCAUCAAAACCUCUUCAAGAUGAUCAAGAAGAAGAAGAAGAUUGGCUAAAGUUAGGGUUAGGUUUAGGAACUAGCACAUCAUCAUCAUCAUCACCAUGGAACAAAAUAGUAAGUCAUAAUCCAAUUUUAGUUUCUCCAUCAUCAUUAUCAUCUACUACUUCACAAAAACAAUGCUUCCCUCAAAUAGGAUUAGGGUUAGGGUUUCAAGAUUAUGAAUCAAGAAAAGGUAAAGAGGGUGUAGAAAACUUGAAUUUAUCUAAUGAACAUCAUUACCAUCAUAAUGAUGAUGAUAAUGGUAAGGUUAUAGGGUCAUCAUCAUUGUCAUUAUCAUCAUCAUGUGAAAUCAUGAAUCCUCGUGGUGAAGACUUGGCUAUGAAGUUUCCUAGUGAUUCUCAUCAUUACUUGGCCAGAAAUAGUCACAACCAAUCUGGUUUCUGGUUUACCCUACGCUCCUUUACCAACCGGAAUGGUGAAGCUUUACCUCAAAUAUCAAAAGAAUACAUAAGAGUAAAGGAUGAAAACAUGACGGUGUUGAUGGUUAAAAAGUAUCUGGUUACAAAACUAGGUCUCUCCAAUGAAGAUGAGGUUGACAUCUCUUGCAUGGGAGAAAGCUUGUCGCAUGUCCACACUCUGAAGCAAGUAAGAGACACUAUUUGGCUCCCAAGAUUGGUUGAAUUUGUAGAUUCAACUACUUUGUCACUUGGAGAUUUCCAUGAGGUGACCAUGAACCAUUUGAUGUCACUAAUUUACCAAAAACAUUAUAUAUUGAAUUGAUAUUAACAAGUAGGGUUUACUAAUAUCAUCA